Messenger RNA from Beauveria bassiana ARSEF 2860, 777 nucleotides. RefSeq names its product allergen-like protein. The record is from RefSeq and is a predicted model, not a curated record. Lineage: Eukaryota; Fungi; Ascomycota; Sordariomycetes; Hypocreales; Cordycipitaceae. The coding region runs from base 1 to 777 and encodes 258 amino acids. The transcript is spliced from 2 exons.
AUGGAUAAAGCUAAGAAGGCCGUUUCCAACUUCCUGUCCAAGGAUGGCAAACACGACACCACCAUCGAUCAAGAUGUUCGCGAGCCCGUCGUCAAGGAGCACGUUCAUCCUCAGAGACAUGAAGAAGUCGUCACCGCCGUCGAUCAAGAAAUCCACCAAGAUCACCACCAGACUGUUGUGCAGCCUCUCUCUACCAAGGAGACUCUCCCCGAGAAGCACACGCACAACGUGGCGGCCGUGAGUGAAAAGUCCGUCAACCACGCCAAUGCGGCCGAGACCAAGGCCGCACUGCAGCAAGACGCCUCGCAGUACUCGUCGGAGCGCGUCGUGCACGACACCGAGUACAGCACCUCGGCCGGCGCCGCCGUGACGGGCCAGCGCACCCACCACCACGUCCACCACCACGUGCAGCCCGUGAUCCAAAAGGAGACGGUGCAGCCCGAGGUCGUGCACACGACGGUGCCCAUCCACGAGGUACACCAGGCGGCGCCCAUCCACCACGAGACCACGGUCCUGCCCGUCAAGACGGUCGAGGAGUUUCUCGGCAGCGACAAGAAGAACCUGGCCUCGUCGGCGCCGCGCCAGAUUGCCGAGUUUGAGGGCUGCCCCAGCCUCAAGGACAAGGCCCUGCAGAAGGAGCAGGAGGCCAAGCACGGCGGCAGGGCUCUCACUGAUGAGACGUUGGGUGGUGCCGGUAUUGGUAGCAAGACCCAGAAGACGGCGGGCAGCGGCCUGGGCAGCAACACAACUCAGGGCAAGCCUGUCCUCGGUCAUUAA